AUGUCGUCAAGCACAACACCUCUAUCAUACAAGAAUAUAAUGGGAAAUCCCGAAUAUCAGAACUUCGAAUUCACUGUCAAUUGGAUUUUUCUCUGUGUCGUUGUAAUGGUCUGUUACAGUAUUCCUCCUAUUGUGGUAUUUGGAAGAAUUGCAUUUUUCUUUUUCACCAAAAAGAGUAAAAUCAAGAAGAAUGUGUUGCGAAUUGAGAUUUUCUAUUCGUUUCUUCUGAUGCAAUUCUGGAAUAUUGUGUUGGUUUUUGCGGAUUUUGCAAUGUUUCGAAUGCCCUAUACAACCAUUUUCACAAGGUAUUGUGCAGCUGAAAACCCUCAAACUCUGCUGAAAUGCAUCGUCUUCGUAUACUUCUGGGCAGCUUAUGCAUUUCAACUAUUCACAGUUUUAUUCUGUGCCCUGCGAGUGGCAAUACUGUAUUUGGUGUCAAAGAAUACAACUGAAAGGAUAAUGCAAGUCCUUCCUCCAAUCAUUAUAAUCUUCGGGCUUGCAGCCGCUCUACCUCAUUUUUCAACUGAUGCAUAUUGUAUGCAGUUGGUGGAACCAUACAUCUAUGGAUCCGUGCUCAUUAUCUCAAAAUUCCACUCAAUGAAUUCAGUUAGUUUAGAUUCUAACCGAAAUUGGUAA
Messenger RNA from Caenorhabditis remanei, 636 nucleotides. RefSeq lists its product as uncharacterized. The transcript is spliced from 2 exons. Lineage: Eukaryota; Metazoa; Nematoda; Chromadorea; Rhabditida; Rhabditidae. The record is from RefSeq and is a predicted model, not a curated record. The coding region runs from base 1 to 636 and encodes 211 amino acids.